This is a messenger RNA of Sardina pilchardus (European sardine), 1454 nucleotides long. It is a transcript of the gene nfyba, whose product is annotated as nuclear transcription factor Y, beta a. Gene Ontology annotation, molecular function: DNA-binding transcription activator activity, RNA polymerase II-specific; protein heterodimerization activity; RNA polymerase II cis-regulatory region sequence-specific DNA binding. Gene Ontology annotation, cellular component: CCAAT-binding factor complex; nucleus. Gene Ontology annotation, biological process: regulation of transcription by RNA polymerase II. The record is from RefSeq and is a predicted model, not a curated record. The coding region runs from base 215 to 829 and encodes 204 amino acids. The transcript is spliced from 7 exons. Lineage: Eukaryota; Metazoa; Chordata; Actinopteri; Clupeiformes; Clupeidae.
GGUUAAACGGCAACUACCAAGUUGCAUAUACUGUACUAUAUCACAUUGACUGUGACACAUGGACUUAACUAUUCUUGGAUAAAUAUUUAGGGUAUAUUGCUAGUUAUCGUUAGCUCUUUCUCUAAAGACCACUCACUGCCCUUUGUUGAGACUUGUGCGUCAGCUGGACCCGCUAACAGUUAGCUAGGUACUAGCCAAUUUACUAGCUUGCUAGAUGGACGGAGAUAGUUCAACAACCGAUACCUCUCAGUUGGGUAUAUCGGGAGAGUACAUGGCUGGUAGCUACGUGCUUCAAUCCCAGGAUGAUGAUGGUGACGACGGACUGAAUGAUCACGAGGACGGAAAUGGCAGUAAAGAUCACCUACGUGAACAAGACAUCUACCUCCCUAUCGCGAAUGUGGCACGCAUCAUGAAAAAUGCAGUUCCACAGACUGGAAAAAUUGCAAAAGAUGCCAAGGAGUGUGUCCAGGAGUGUGUGAGCGAGUUCAUCAGCUUCAUCACGUCCGAGGCCAGCGAGCGCUGCCACCAAGAGAAGCGCAAGACCAUCAACGGCGAGGACAUCCUGUUCGCCAUGUCCACUCUGGGCUUCGACAUGUAUGUGGAGCCCCUCAAACUCUACCUGCAGAAGUUCCGAGAGGCCAUGAAGGGAGAAAAGGGCAUCGCAGGAGUGUCUGUCCCCGAAGGCCUGGGUGAUGAUCUUACAGAGGAGAGCUUUGCCAAUCAGUUGCCAGCGGGAAUUAUUACAGCAGAUGGCCAGCAGCAGAACGUCAUGGUCUACACCACCUCCUAUCAGCAGAUCCAAGGUGUGCAGCAGAUCCAGUUCUCAUGACCCUCUCCCGACCCCUCUGGAGCACUUGAGUCACAGGGGGCAGUCGGAGCACUGACUGUCCACAAUCCCUCAGAGACGGAGGACUGCUGACAUGAACUGAUGAAGAUGAAGAUGACAACGAUGAAGACGAUGACGAUGAUCGAACUGCGUGGGCCCAGGAAGAAUAGGACAAGAUGCUGCAAGCAGGGCCUUCCUUGUGUUAAUUCAUUAGAGUGUGCUGUCAGUAGUGUGUAACAUGUUCAGUAGUAAAUGUGAAGAACUGUGAGGCUAGCUCACACAUUAAAAAUGUCUAACAUCACAUAGGUGAUUUCAAAACUUUUUGGGUCUAUUGUCCAUGUUGUACAUAUAAACCUUUUUUGGGAGGGAGGGUAUUUGGACAUCAAAGUGAAAGAAAAAUGAUUUAGGCAUGGCAUUUUAGAAAUUAAAUUGUUUUUUUGUUUUUUUUCUCUCAGACUAUUUAAAUGUCUUAUCAAAGGACGAGAUUCCCAUUUCUAAUUUAGAACAUGGUGGGGUCUCCUUUUUAUGUUGAAUCAUGCUCUCUUUUCUUUUUCUUUUUGUAAGUUGAGUAAAUUAAAUACAAGGUAAACUGUUUGAAUAAAAAUAAAAAUGAAACCAUGAUCACAAA